Molecule: messenger RNA, 1812 nt
Organism: Wyeomyia smithii (pitcher-plant mosquito)
Lineage: Eukaryota; Metazoa; Arthropoda; Insecta; Diptera; Culicidae
Gene: shams
Product: glucoside xylosyltransferase 1
Exons: 4
Coding region: 270-1394 (374 amino acids)
Biological process (GO): protein O-linked glycosylation via N-acetylgalactosamine
Molecular function (GO): UDP-xylosyltransferase activity
Source: RefSeq, a predicted model, not a curated record
GUCAGAGCAUCGAUAUGAUUGAUGCGGGUGGAGAAUCGUUCAUAAAAACAUACUUUGUUGGCAAAAGUAGUUUUAGAACUAUUUUUUACCCUCUUUAAAACAUUUUAAAGUUAUCUCAUUGAGAUCUGUUCAAAUUACUCGGUUAAAUCGAAAAGUUGGAGCCUUCGGGUGUGCAAUUGUGCCAUAAAUGAAACUAGUGCAUUAUGGAUGGUAAAUUUUUACUACACACUAGCUGAAGAGAACGUUUUUGUCUUUACCAGGGCGGAAACAUGAAAGUUUACAGAUGCUUGGCCGUGCUCGUGCUGACUUCCUUCGUUCUAAUAUGGUAUUAUAUUUUACGAGUCAACAAUGAGUUCUUCAGUGGUCUGGAAUCUGAAGUGAAUUCAAGCUUCUCUGGAAACAGCUUUAGGUUGAGAAGUGUUCCACACCCUGUUGUCAAUGGAACGGAAAUAGUAAUAGUAGUAGUGGCCUGCGGGGAGCGACAUAAUGAAGCACUGAAUAUGAUUAAGUCAGCACUCAUGUUUAACAGAAAUCAGUUCCCGAUAAAAUUUAUCGUAGUUGCCGAAGAACAGCUGAAGCAAAAUUUUGUGGAAAAGUUAAAUGACUGGCAGGAUAUCAACGAUCAUGUUUUCACGUACGAGAUACAUUCUCUAACAUUUCCUGCAGCCAAUAAAGAUGAAUGGAAAAAGCUGUUCAAACCAUGUGCAGCACAGAGGCUUUUCUUACCGUCUUUGCUGUCUCAUAUCGACUCUGUAUUAUACGUCGAUUCGGAUACCGUUUUUCUUUCUCCGGUUCAUGAACUGUGGUCCAAGUUUCGUAGCUUUAAUGCAACGCAACUUGCCGGUAUGGCCCCAGAGCAUGAAGAUAAAAAUGCUGGUUGGUAUAACCGUUUUGCGCGGCAUCCAUACUAUGGAGAUUUGGGCGUUAACUCUGGCGUUAUGCUUAUGAAUCUCACCCGAAUGCGGAAAUUCCAGUGGGAACAGCACAUCAUGCCUAUAUACAAGGAAUAUCGGCUGAAGUUAGUGUGGGGUGAUCAGGACAUUAUAAAUAUCCUUUUCCAUCAUCAUCCGGAUCGGUUAUUCGUGUUUCCGUGCGAUUGGAACUAUCGGGCGGACCAUUGUAUGUACAUGAAUGUCUGCGAAGCUCCCGGUGGAGUCAAAAUUAUCCACGGAAACCGGGGCUAUUUUCAUUCAAUGGUGCAACCAAUUUUUAAUUUAAUUUACACUACAAUCGAGGAGUACGCUUUCCGAACAGAUGUUCAUUCUAACUUUAUUCGUACGAUCGAAGAUUCGUUAGUAUUGCCAAGCAAUUCAAAUUGUGAUAAACUGCUGGACAAGUUUUUGCAGGAUCCGAAGAAGUAUUUUAAGCAGAAUCAGUACCUUGAGGAUACAUAGCACGACCAGUGGCGGUGAUCAGCCUGAGGUUGGUGAGGGUAGAACGCAGUCAGAUAAAGAAAUGUUCGAUUAAUGAAUGAGUUGAUUAAUUGGAGAGCUGGUGAUCUUAGCGACGAAAGUAAACGGACAAAUCGGAAACAAUGAUUUCUGCAUUCAUUUACAAUGCACAGCAAUGACAAGAUUUAAAAACUCGCGUUAGUUUAUUUUUUUUUAUUAGCGAUAGUUUCAGUGGUUUAUAUUGUUUUCGAACAAUCGCUGCUGUGUUUAAAAGUAUUCCAAUCUAGUGUCUAGAGUGCUAGCGAUACUGUCAAUCAAAUGUUAGGUUUCAUCGAAAAUUUUAGUCAUUAGGUAGAUACUAAUGUAUAACUUCAUAUUGUAAUAUUUCUUGUGUAAAUAGAACUCAGUUUUUUUCAUUUUU